AUGGUUCGUCAAGAAGUGCUGUUGCUCGACAUCGCCGCGGACCCGUCCCUCAUUCAACAGUAUAUCGACUACCAUGCACCAGGCAACGUCCCCCGCGCCAUCCUCGAUUCAAUCCGAUACCCCGGCUCAGGGGUGCUGAAUAUGCGCAUCUUCCACUUUGCAGACCGUCUGGUCAUGAUCAUGGACGUUGAGGACGGGUUUUCAUUCGAAAAGAAGGCGGCUAGCGAUGCGGGCAACGCCGAGGUGGACAAGUGGGAGACGUUGAUGGCCAAGUUUCAGCGAGAGGUGAAGGAUCCGAGCGGUGUACAGACGGGCAAGUGGAAGAGGGCGAAAAUGUGUUUUGAUCUCAACGACCACUUUUAG
Messenger RNA from Sporisorium graminicola, 363 nucleotides. RefSeq lists its product as uncharacterized. The transcript has a single exon. Lineage: Eukaryota; Fungi; Basidiomycota; Ustilaginomycetes; Ustilaginales; Ustilaginaceae. Gene Ontology annotation, molecular function: racemase and epimerase activity, acting on carbohydrates and derivatives. The coding region runs from base 1 to 363 and encodes 120 amino acids. The record is from RefSeq and is a predicted model, not a curated record.